CCGGAAGUACACGUAUCUGUAUCCAAACAUUCUACGUAGAAAUAAACAUUCUGGAAAAUACCAACUCAAGAAUUCAAUCUCUAUUUAGAUUGCCAGUGGCCUGAAAAACUGAACAUUAUCAGAAAAUGAGGAGCAUUUUGUGUUUAUUCUUUGUGCAAACGUUUAUUGCUGUUGCACUGGGGGCAUUUGGAAGUCAUGGCGACAAAAUUCGACUCACAGAUAUUCAAACUCUUACCUUGAAGAGUGGAAUGAUGACCAAUGCCAGAAGAUCUGCGGCCGUCCCUCAGUUGAAGUGUGUGGGAGGGACAGCUGGUUGUCAUGCCUUCAAGCCACAAGUUGUGCAGUGUUAUAACAGGGGGUCUGAUGGUUAUGAUGUACAGUGGGAAUGUAAAACAGACAUGGACAAUGCUUACCGCUUUGGUUCAGUGGACGUGACCUGUGAGGGAUAUGAUUAUCCUGAUGACCCCUAUGUUUUGAGAGGCUCCUGUGGGUUGGAGUACACAAUUGAUCUCACAAAGGAAGGAUACCAACAGCAGCAUAGUGGGGGACAUGAUUACUAUGGUGGUCACUCAUAUAGUAGCCCUUAUACUGGUAGUCAGUCGCAUGGAUUUGGACGCAAAGUGGGGUCAAUAUUUAGUGAUCUGUUAACACUUGGGGUGGCUGCUCUGAUUAUUUACGUUAUUUAUAAGACAUGCAUAUCAGCAACAACUGGUUAUGCUGCCAAUAAUGGCUACAGACCCAUGGGUAGUGAUAAUCAACCUCCUCCACCAGGCUUCAGAGAUGAGUACACACAGCCAGGAUGUGGAACCACUUACACUCCAGGCACUGGUUACACAGGUGGUGCAGGAACUGGUGGAGGAUUCUGGUCUGGAGCUUUCACAGGUGGCAUUCUGGGAUACUUGCUAGGAAACAACAGGAAUAAUUAUUAUGCCCCUGGCUAUGCCUCACCCUACACAACAGGCUGGGGAUGGAAUAGGAGGGCCUCACCAGGCUGGUUCAGCUCUGGCUCUGGUUCAGGGUUCAGCAGCAUGGGAGGACUUGGAGGAGGGUCAACUGGCACUCGUACAGCUUCAGGAUUUGGAGGUACAAAAAGGAGAUUUACUCUCAAUAUGUGGGAGAAGUAUUCAUUCAUUCUGUUAUUGUUUUAUUUUACAGCUGCUGUUGGUGAUAUCUCAGUGAUCUCGGCUGCACAUGUAUGUGAUUUAAAAUCAUGUAAAAGUCCAUCAACUCUAGAUUGUCCAAGUUUGAACUCGUCAUCCAGAGGUCGUUGCUGUCUAAAAGAAAAUGAUUCAUUGUCCCCAGCUUCAGUGACUGGAAUUGAUUUAAUAGACUGUAGCUUGACAAAUAUAUCUGGGCUUUUUCAUUCAAUGGAACAUUUGAACAUUUUGUACCUACACAAGAACAACAUCAGUGAAAUUGAUGUAGAUGACUUUACUGGGGUUAAUGACUUAAAGAAUUUGACUUUGCCUCCAAAUUUGUCAUGUCCCGGUGGACCUUCUUUAUGGAGCACAGAAGAAAUUCAUCCAGAUAUGGUGGUUUGUUUAGAGGAACGGAGCACAUGUAAAGUUUUCAAUGUAAGUUGUCCCAAUUCCAAUAGCUAUUGUUCUGAUGUGGGCCCACAGAUUACGGAGUGUCUCUGCAGACCAGGUUUCCAUGGUUACAAGUGUUUAAGGAAGGAUGAUUUUCCAACAGCAACAUUUGUGAUAGGAAUUUGUGUUAGUACAUUUAUAUUGUCUGCAUUCUUAUGGAUAACACAAAGAAGGAAGGUGAAAACACAUUAACAGGAGUGUAUUUGGUCAGUUAUAUGGGAUUGGUUCCAUAUAUAGUGAUUUAAGGAUUUUUCUAAACAUAAUCCAUGAUUUGGGAUCAAAUGUUUUCUUCAAUGCUGUGAAAAGGCAUUACCGGUACUUUAAUUUCAUCAUUUGUUUGCACAUUAUAUUUAUAUCUUUGAUAAUGCUUGCAUGACAGAAAUAUGUGAUAACUUUUUACAUGCAAACUGAUUUUUAAGUAAAUUUUGAAACUUUUUUCAAUGUUAGAAAUUGAGUUAUACAAUUUUUUUUUAGAAUAUUAAUAAAUGCAAUUUAAAAAAUUAAGAAAGGUUCCUUUCAAAAGUUAUCAUAUAAUACUAACAUACAUGUAGGGACAUCAUUAUAUGAAGUAAAAUGUAUGCGUGUACUUCUCAGAGGAAGUAUUUUAAUUUGGACAAUCUUUUUUAAAGUCACCAGACUUCAUAAUUGUUAGAAAAUCUAGUCAUAAGUGUUACACAUCUGUUAUGUCAGCAUCAUUUGUUCACAUCAUUUGUUGUCCUGUUCUGUGUAGAUUUCAGUGAAAUUAAUUUUAUGCAAUAUGGUGCCAAAGACAUUUUCUGUUCUUGUUUUAUUUUGUUCUUUAACUUGUGUUAAAUUUUAAUUGAAUGUUUAUUUACUUUAAGAAACAAGAAUAUUUGAAAGUUCAUUUCCGUGUAUGUAUAUAAUUAGCACCCAUAGUUAAUAUCAUCUUGAGAUACUUAAUAUCAUGUGAAACAUCUUUUUUUAGAUGCUUUGUCUCAUGUUUGGAAGUUUUGGAUUUUACAAAUGUUCGUAACUUUGUUACUUGUGAAAGAUCAAAAAGAAUGUAUGUUAUGUAUUUUUUUUUAUAUAUUCAUUUUUAUUCUUUUAUAGUUCCUAAUAAACAAUUGCAAUUUUU
Messenger RNA from Saccostrea echinata, 2685 nucleotides. RefSeq names its product store-operated calcium entry-associated regulatory factor-like. Gene Ontology annotation, biological process: regulation of store-operated calcium entry. Gene Ontology annotation, cellular component: endoplasmic reticulum membrane. The record is from RefSeq and is a predicted model, not a curated record. The transcript has 15 exons. Lineage: Eukaryota; Metazoa; Mollusca; Bivalvia; Ostreida; Ostreidae. Gene Ontology annotation, molecular function: protein binding. Bases 126 to 1781 code for a protein of 551 amino acids.